AUGUUUCUCUUCAUCCUCAAUUAUUUUGUUUUGGGUCAAAACGACAACGUUAAUGAAGACUCCGGGUCCCAGCAAGAACGGGUUAAAAUCCGGGUCGGGUUGGUUUUGAAUUUGGGUUCCUUGGAGGGAAAGAUAGUGGGAAGCUCUGUUUCCAUUGCCCUUUCUGAUUUCUACGCCAAUAACAAUGAUUACAAAACAAGAGUCUCUCUCUCAGUUAGAAACUCUCAAGGGGAGCCUCUCCGUGCUCUUGCUUCUGCUGUUGACCUUCUGCAAACUGUUGGAGUGGAGGCGAUUAUCUGCGGGAAUUCGCUGCAGGAAACGAAGCUUUUGGCAGAGAUUGGGGAGAAAGCUGGGGUUCCUGUGAUUUCACUUAAUUCUCCUGCUUCAUUGUCAUUGCGCAAAUACAGUAAUCUGAUCCAAGUAACGCAUGAUUCUUCCUCCGAGGCAAGGGGCAUUACAGCUUUCAUCCAUGGGUUUGAGUGGAACAGUGUUGCUCUUGUUUAUGAGGAUGAAGAUGACUGGAGAGAGAGUAUGCAGCUCAUGGUGGACCAUUUCCAUGAGAAUGGCGUUUGUAUACAAUCCAAGGUUGGUUUUACAGUGUCUUCAAAUGAGGAGGUUAUGAUGGAUCAGUUAAGGAAGUUGAAGGACUUGGGAACAACUGUCUUUGUGGUGCACUUAUCUGAGCUUGUUGCAACUCAUCUCUUCCCAUGUGCUGAGAAAUUAGGUAUGAUGGGUGAAGGGUUUGCUUGGAUCCUCACUGUUAAAAGCAUGAACAGCUUCCAUGAGAGGACUGGUCACCAUUUUGCAAAAGAAGCAAUGGAAGGUGUGGUUGGUUUUAGGUCUUACAUUCCAAUGUCAAAAGAGCUUCAGAACUUCACUUCAAGAUGGAGAAAAUCACUAGCUUUUGAAGAAACUGCUGAGUUUGAGAUAACUAGUCUGAGCAUCUCCGGCGUAUGGGCUCAUGAUGUAGCGUGGGCACUAGCGAGAGCAGCUGAAGUCACAAGGAUGCCAAAUAUGUCAUCAACUCUUCUUGAGGCAAUCACAAAUUGUAGGUUUAAGGGUUUGAGUGGUAACUUCCAAAUCAAGGAUAAGAAUUACUUGUCAGACAAGUUUGAAAUUGUGAACUUGAUAGGGUCAGGUGAGAGAAGGGUAGGAUUCUGGAAUUCUAAUGGUAGUUUCAGCAAUAGAAGACAUUUGUCUUCUUCUAAUAAUAACAAUCUAGAGACCAUAAUCUGGCCCGGUAUGUCAUCUGAAAGUCCGAAAGGGCACACACUAGGAGAAAGCAAGAGAAAAAAACUAAGGGUAUUGCUUACAUCUAGCAAUAGGUUCCCAAAGCUGGUGAGUUGGAUGACUGAUCCGGUAACAAAAAAAAUAAUUGCUGAUGGGUUCUGUAUACAAGUUUUCAAUGCUUCCAUUAGGCAUUUUAACUAUGAUGUGGAGUAUGUACUUUGGACUGGUGGUCCUAACUACGACAAUCUUGCAUAUACACUUAGUAGCCAGAAAGAUAUAUAUGAUAUGGCCGUGGGAGAUAUUACAAUCACUUCCAAUAGAUCGAGUUAUGUUGAUUUUACAAUACCAUUCACUGAACUGGGUCUUGGAAUGGUGGCACCAAAGCAGAGUGGUAUGUGGGUGUUCUUUCAACCUUUGACACCGGAUCUUUGGAUGACAAGUGCAGCUUUCUUUGUCUUGACGGGUAUUAUAGUUUGGUUGAUAGAAAGACCUGAAAACACUGAGUUCCAGGGAUCUUGGUCACAACAGAUUGGAGUUAUGCUUUGGUUUGGCUUCUCUACCCUUGUUUAUGCUCACAUUUGGGUAUUUGCAGUACUGAUACUGACAACGAGUUACACUGCAACAUUGACAUCAAUGAUGACAGUGCAACAAAUACGAUUCAACUCCAACAAAGACUUUAUAGGUCACCUUUCGGGCUCACUCAUAGCAAAUGCGAGCCUAGCUAGUACCAACAUCAAUGCAACGAAUGUCAGAGGCCUCGAUAACUCUACAGAUUAUGCAAAAGCCUUGUUGAACAGCUCCGUGGCAUUCAUUAUUGACGAGUUGCCAUACCUCAAUGUCCUCCUUGGAGAGAAACCUGAUCAUUUUCUCAUGGUCAAGCCACAAAUAACUACCAACGGUUUCGGAUUCAUGUUUCAAAAGGGUGACGAGUUGGUGCAUUUGGUGUCCAAAGAAAUCUCGGAGCUAAGGACAAAAGGGAAGCUUAACGAGAUGGCAAAAGCAUGGUUUGACAAUCGACUUCCAUACAUAAUAGAUGAUACAUCAGAACCUAUAAACCUUUACAGAUUCCGCGGGCUGUUUAUGAUCACUGGAGGGUCUUCAGCUUUUGCUCUUGCAGUAAUUCUCAUAAUCUGGUUACGUGAUAGAUGGGAAGAUCUUAUGAAUUCCAUCAAAAUAUUUCUCUCGCGAAGAUUUGUACAUUUCAGGAUCCUCUUUGCAAGAACUAACCAUCCCAUUCCCAUCGAUGACCCCUUUGGUGCAAACGCAGUGCAGAUGGCUCAACUUAACAGAUAGAAACUGAUUCAAAUAUAGCAAAAGGUCCAUACAAGUGAAGUAGAUGGUUUUGUUCUUGUGUGUAACAGUAACAAAAGAAGUUGCAUGCUGCUCGUGUGUCUUGUGUCUUGUGGUGGCC
This is a messenger RNA of Eruca vesicaria subsp. sativa (arugula), 2641 nucleotides long. The record is from the annotation of a GenBank genome assembly. NCBI's taxonomy places the organism in Eukaryota, Viridiplantae, Streptophyta, Magnoliopsida, Brassicales, Brassicaceae.